GCUGUUGGGUAAACAGCUGACCGGCAGGCAGUUGCAUAAUUUUGAAAUAAACAUCCAGCCGGAAUCCAGGAGCCAUGAAAAGAGGCUGCCGGGCGCUGCUGCGCCAAGUGAGGCAGUGCUCCACUUCGACAUCCUUGCAACAAACGCAGCCAGCUCCACCACAGGCUGGCAGGAAUGGAGACCGGACUGACAGCAGACCACGUGCCAGCACAUUUAUGCAAAGGAUUCAACAGGGGCCCGGGUUGCAGGAUUUCUUUGCUGCCAAACCAGUUUCGAGGUUCAAGCCAGAGGAGGGCGAGCUCGUGGACACCAGUGUUCCCUACUUGAAGCCCAUUGACUUCCAUGGCCAGGGAAGGAAAGUGCACUUCGAAGUCUUCGGCUGCCAAAUGAACACCAACGAUACGGAAGUCGUGUGGAGUGUGUUGCGGGAAAACGGCUACGCAAGGUGCCAGGACCCGGAGGACGCUGACAUCAUCAUGCUAGUCACCUGCGCGGUGCGGGAUGGGGCUGAGCAGAGGAUCUGGAACCGACUGAAGCACCUCAGAGCCAUGAAGAGCAAACGGAGUCCCCGGAGGCACCCACUCCAGCUUUCGGUGCUCGGCUGCAUGGCGGAGCGGUUGAAGGAGAAGCUGCUGGAGAAGGAGCAGUGCGUCGAUGUGAUAGCUGGCCCAGACAGCUAUAAGGAUUUGCCUCGCCUCCUAGCCAUUUCCCGACAUUACGGCAACUCCGCCAUCAAUGUGCUGCUCUCGCUGGACGAAACUUACGCUGAUGUGAUGCCGGUGCGACUGAAUUCCGAAUCGCCCACCGCAUAUGUUUCCAUCAUGCGUGGCUGCGACAACAUGUGUACCUACUGCAUUGUACCAUUCACCCGAGGCCGCGAGCGAUCCAGGCCCUUGGAGUCCAUACUAACAGAGGUCCGAGCAUUGCAGGAGCAAGGCGUGAAGGAGGUAACUCUCCUGGGGCAGAACGUGAACUCCUACAGGGACGGGGGCACCAGCCAGGAAAAAGAUCCCAAUUCCGUGCCGGUGCCUGGCUUCAAAACUGUUUACAAACCCAAGUCUGGAGGCAUAACUUUUUCCCGUUUGCUACGGAGCGUGGCCGAAGCCGUUCCCGAAAUGCGCAUCCGCUUCACCUCUCCGCAUCCGAAGGACUUCUCAGACGACGUCCUAAGAGUUAUCAGGGACUAUCCGAACGUGUGUAAGCAGCUGCAUUUGCCGGCGCAAUCGGGCAACACCAAAGUUCUGGAGAGGAUGAGGCGCGGCUACAGUCGAGAAGCGUAUCUGCACCUGGUCGACCGCAUCCGAUUGUUCCUGCCAAAUGUCGGUCUAUCCAGCGACUUCAUAUGCGGCUUCUGCGGCGAGACGGAGGAGGAGUUCCAGGACACCGUUUCCCUCAUCCAGCAAGUCCAGUACAACGUAGCCUACCUCUUCGCUUACAGUAUGCGUGAGAAAACCACCGCCCACAGAAGAUUCAAAGACGACGUCCCGUUGUUAGUGAAGAACGAAAGACUCAAACGCAUGGUGGAGGUGUUCCGAGCCGGUGCCACAGAACUACACAAAAAAAUGGAGGGCCAUGAGCAACUCAUCCUAAUAGAGGGCAAGAGCAAGCGCUCUGCCUCCCAUUGGUUCGGACGCAACGAUGCCAAUAUUAAGGUCAUUGUCCCCGCAGGCAAGCCCCUCGGGUCAGACCAGCCUAUCCAGAUUGGCGACUUUGUAGUCGCGCACAUUGAGGAGUCGAACUCGCAGGUGCUCAAAGGCAAGCCAUUGGCAAUUACCAGUAUCUCGAACUACGCAAACAGCUCGAAAUAGACAGACAAAAAAUAAAAAUCCACUGUACCUUAA
This is a messenger RNA of Drosophila ananassae, 1841 nucleotides long. Its product is annotated as CDK5RAP1-like protein. Bases 75 to 1808 code for a protein of 577 amino acids. The transcript has a single exon. Gene Ontology annotation, biological process: negative regulation of cyclin-dependent protein serine/threonine kinase activity; tRNA modification. The record is from RefSeq and is a predicted model, not a curated record. NCBI's taxonomy places the organism in Eukaryota, Metazoa, Arthropoda, Insecta, Diptera, Drosophilidae. Gene Ontology annotation, cellular component: cytosol; mitochondrion. Gene Ontology annotation, molecular function: 4 iron, 4 sulfur cluster binding; tRNA-2-methylthio-N(6)-dimethylallyladenosine(37) synthase activity.